Messenger RNA from Thunnus maccoyii (southern bluefin tuna), 1393 nucleotides. RefSeq lists its product as uncharacterized. The transcript has 7 exons. The record is from RefSeq and is a predicted model, not a curated record. Bases 111 to 887 code for a protein of 258 amino acids. Gene Ontology annotation, cellular component: cytoplasm. Gene Ontology annotation, molecular function: oxidoreductase activity, acting on the CH-OH group of donors, NAD or NADP as acceptor. NCBI's taxonomy places the organism in Eukaryota, Metazoa, Chordata, Actinopteri, Scombriformes, Scombridae.
UGAUGGGCGGUGGCAGUUUAAAAGCGUAAACUUCCUCUGAUUCAACAAUUGUUUAAUCCUGAUGGUAUCUUACAGCUGAUCGACUCCUCUCUCCUCACUGAACAGCAGAAAUGGCUUUAAAUGGGAAAAUCGCGGUUGUGACCGGAGGAGCAUUGGGAAUAGGAAAAGCAAUGACGGAGAUACUUGUGCGAAACGGUGCCAAGGUGGCCCUCCUGGAUGUGAAUGAAACUGCAGGAAAGAGUUUAAUGGAAGACCUCAACAAACAGCACGGACAAGAGAGAGCUCUGUUCCUGAGCUGUAAUGUUGAGUCAGAGGAGCAGAUCAAAGCUGCCUUCCAGAAAGUUACAGAAACCUUCGGAGGAAUAGACAUCAUAUGCAACAAUGCCGGCAUCUUGAAUGAGAACGAAUGGGAGAAAACUGUCGCCAUAAAUCUUGCGGGUGUUAUCAGGGUAACCUACCUGGCUCUGGAGCACAUGAACAAGUUGAAGGGAGGUCGGGGAGGGGUCAUCGUCAACACAGCGUCCAUAGCAGGUCUUGGCCCUCUUCUAAGCUGUCCUGUCUAUACAGCCACCAAGCACGGAGUGGUCGGCUUCACUCGAGCCAUGGCGAUGGCCUCUACCGUUUCAGGCUACGGCAUAAGGUUCAACGCCCUUUGCCCAGGUUUCGUCCAAACUGACCUCUUUACCACCAUUUCAUCCAACCUGGGACGAUACUCCAACCUGGCUGAUGCAACCAAACAAUUAGCAGACAAGACUGGGAUUUUAAUUGCAUCUACGGUAGCCGAAUGCCUCCUUGAGCUGGUGACAGAUGAGACGAAGAACGGAGAUGCCCUCAUGCUGUUACCAAAAGGAAAGUCAUACGUGACAUUUCCCACAUUCAUCCUUUAGCUCUUCACAAUGACAAACCGCAACACCAUCAUUCAGAGCUAAGCCCCCUGAUUGAAUGAUGUUCAUUAAAACUGCAAAUAAGAAAUUUCAGCUAAAAUAAAAUUACGAGUAAUCAAUCCAUUAUAUGUAGAAAGGUUUAAGGUGUAGGCUUUUUACCUGUGUAAUUAUUUUGAUCUCCAGCAAUAUGCUUCUUUGCUCAUGUUAAUUCAUUUUGUAUGUAAUUUAAUCAUAAUUCACUGUGAAUGAUUGAUUUUGCUUUUACCUAUAAUAAAUGUACACAUGUCAAACAUGUCAACAUUUAACAAUUCAUUGGAUCAAGACAUAUUAUAUAUAAGAGUUAUCUAAGUAAGUUAUAUCUGUGUAUCAUCCAGAUAUAAUCUAUUCCUUUAUCUAAUGUCAUUAAAUGUCCUUUAUUUUAUCAGUACAUUGCAGUCUUUACACGUCUUUUGUGUAAUUUCUGUUCUUAUUUCUUAAUCACAUUUAAUUCUACACGUGAUAUCAUGUAG